UACCAAGUGAUUGAUUGGUCGAUAAACUGUCUAACAAACGUUCAAAACAAUUUGACGAAGACAUGGGGCUGACGAGUAACACUGGUUUGUUAGCCAGUGUCUCCAAAACCAACACCCAAGGAAAGCGCAAAAUUGUACAGGAGCAAAAUGUAGAACUGCGAUGCGAAGUGACGCCUGCGCCGUUUAUGUUACGACCCUAUGCAGGAUUAUACAAUCCCUUCUCAAAUAACUGUUCAGUCCUCUGCAACCAUCCUGCCGAUACCGAAGUCAGAGUGCAUAUGAAACGAGUUAAGGAUGCUUGGAACGAUGGCAAAAAUUUAUGUGGUUUCUUCGAGGAUCUUUCUAAAUUGCCAAAUGGUCAGGAGAAAAUACGUACACCUCAUGAUAUCGUCACUGAAGACAUGUUUAGGAGAUACACAGAGACGGACUCCAGACCCCUCACACCAGCUCCUACGUUGGCUAGUGGCAAAUCACGAGGCUCCAGGCGAUGUCUCACACCCGACCAGCCACACGUGAGGACCACUAUCGUAGUUGACUUGAGAAGAAGUCACAGUCAGGAAACCCUUUACUACCACGGUUACACUACAUCCGACAUGACUGUGGGGAAUACAACGAUUGCCACCAACGAACGGUCUACCCUACCAUCGUUACAUCUAUCCGAAGGCACGCACAACCGCCUAAUUAAAGGCCAAUGCCAGCAGCUUCCUCCUUUGGCCUCGCCACUUGUAUUAUCUAAGAGAAAUAUUCCUGUCAAGGAGCCGCUUAGCGUACGAGCUGGUAAAAAGAACCAGCUAAAAGCUCUUAACUUGGGAAAGCCGGCUAAGAGUAAAACGAAGCAAACUGAAGCGCAAUUGUCCCAGCGGUCCAACACUGAGAAGGAAUCAAAUGAUGGGAGCGAGGCUGCUGUAGCUAGUAUUGAUGACGGAGGUAGUGGCGAAGGUCGACGGCGAGGCAAGCGACGUCGCAAGGGGCGUCCCUGCGGCAGCGACCGCCUCGCCUCGGCAGGCCUCGCCGCGCAGACUCAACAGGACCCUGAAACACAGAUUGCAGGAAUAGGAACAGAUUCCCACAACCCGAGUUCUCGUGCUUCGAUUGUGCCAUCUCAAGUGGACGAUGAUGUCAUCGUUCUUCCCGUUAUUAAGCCAAGGGCGUACAGAAAGACUGACAGCUUUCUCGAUGACGAUUUACUCAAAUUCCUGCAUCGAGAAGUCGAUGAAGAGGCUAUUGAAACAGAGUUUGAUGUCAAGAGACGUUACGUCUUUGAGGAAGCCUUAAGGACUCGUCCUGACCGCGCGUACAAUCAAGAAAUGCAGAACCUACUUCGAGAGUUAAAUGUUCCUGCCGUCAGCCUAGGAGACUGGCUUCACAUACCCCGUGUGUUCUCCCGACAAAACGCACAGUUCUCCUUACCUAUUGACACUGAUGCGCUAGAACAUUUAACACCGAUGCAGUACGCAGCGAGAUACGUUACAAUAAAGAAGUCCAAACAGCUGCUCUAUCUCACCGUACUGAGGAAGUUCAUGCCUCAAGGUUAUGCUAUGCCAGUUAAGGACAUAGAAGAUGGGCUAAUUCUCAUGAUGGGUGGCAUCCUAACAAAAAAGCAAGCGAAUGACUUCAAAGCUUUAAUGAAAUGGGAUACCUACGAAGAUGAGAACAAUAACCCCGAGGAUAUUAAGCUCACACUGGUAGAUUCAGGGCUUAAAAGGAAUGUGAUGAACGCAGCUGGAGAUACUGGAGAGGCAGAUAUACCAACUAUAAAAUACAGAACUUGGUGUGGGCUAUGUGCAGUUUGCGAAAGGAUGUACGGAAGGUUUCCUCCAAAAGACAAAGAUCUGCCUAAUGGGAUCGAGCUAAGCGAUUUCACGAUGAUUGAAACAAAAUUAGCCAUAUUGAAAGUUGACAGUGGACUGGUAGAAAUAUUGAAUACUAUACGAGUGCGAUGAAUUACAACUAAUACAUUGGAUUAUAUUUUUAUAUUAUACAACUUUUAGCAUAUUUUACAUAUGUCUGUUUAUUUACAAAGAGUUGGUGCGAAUGAGACAUAGAGUGAAUGGGAGGGUGCCAC
Messenger RNA from Hyposmocoma kahamanoa, 2065 nucleotides. RefSeq lists its product as uncharacterized. The record is from RefSeq and is a predicted model, not a curated record. NCBI's taxonomy places the organism in Eukaryota, Metazoa, Arthropoda, Insecta, Lepidoptera, Cosmopterigidae. The transcript has 13 exons. Bases 63 to 1943 code for a protein of 626 amino acids.